Scutellospora calospora is the source of this 579-nucleotide messenger RNA. Lineage: Eukaryota; Fungi; Glomeromycota; Glomeromycetes; Diversisporales; Gigasporaceae. The record is from the annotation of a GenBank genome assembly.
AUGUCUAGCUUUUCUUUAAACAAAAACAUUUUUGAAGAAACUCAUACAGAAAAUACUCAAUUGCAAACAGAUCUUUCAUGUUUGCAAUUUCAAUUUUUAGUUUCAGAAAAUAAUAGUUUAUCUUUAUCUGAAAAUUUAGAAAUUUUAGAAUCUACAGAAGAUAAUCUUUUAGAUAAUGAGAUUUGGACUAAGCUAGAGCUUUCUAAGUUUAAUCAAAUAUAUUAUAAAACAAUAGAUUCUUUUGAAAAACAAGAUAAUGAUAAUCAAAAAUUAGAAGAUGAAAUAAAUUUAUUACAAAAUAAUGAAUUUAAAGAAUCUUUUAAUAAAAAUUGUUGUGAUAAAAAUUGUUUACAAUCUCAAUAUGAAUAUUCUGUAGCACUAUCUCGACAUUUAAAUUUUAAAAACCUUUCUAAAUCUUAUCAAGAUAUAUAUUUAUUAGGUAUUAUAGCUGCAACUAAACGACUAGAAAUAAUUCGAAAUUCUAAAAAAUCUAAACUUGCUACUGAAUAUAUUUUUGAAGGAAAGCAAAUUUGUUCAAAUGCUUUUAGAACAAUUUAUAAACUUAGAGAAAAAAGAUAG